AUGUCAAAAUAUGGCAUAGAAAAGGACAAUGUCGUGAAGGCAGCAAAUGAGAGUUACAACAUGAAUCGAAAGACACAAAAUUUAGAUGAAAAUCCUGAUGAAAUUAUAAGAUCAUCCUAUGAAAAAGUUUUCAAAACCGCAAAAGAAAGUGCAAAGAGAGUUACAAAUGUAAUUGAAAAUACUCUCACAAGUCAAUUCACGCCCUCAGAAGGUCAACGUAGAAGAACAGCAGUAUUUGUUGGUGACCGUUCAAUUGAAAUAUUUAAAUCAAUGCAGAAUAUUUCUGCAAGUAAUGAUGAAAUAUCUAUUCCAAACGGACAAUCAACACAGCAGCGGAUGAACAUUAUAGGUGACAAUCAAGUAGUUACCACAUCUAGAUCAAAUCAACAUCGCACAUUUUAUCAAGCACCUUCGCCACGUGAUUACGAGUCUCUUAUGAAACUUUGCGAAGCGUGCAAUUUCUAUAAUCACAGUACCCGAAUUUUGUUCUUGGAUGAAAAGAAGUAG
Ambispora leptoticha is the source of this 507-nucleotide messenger RNA. Lineage: Eukaryota; Fungi; Glomeromycota; Glomeromycetes; Archaeosporales; Ambisporaceae. The record is from the annotation of a GenBank genome assembly.